GUCAGCUACUUUUCUUGUCAGCCGUGUGGCCAAAGGGGAGAAGAAUGCCUCUCAGACUUGAGCUUUGAGGAGGAAGAGUUCACAUUGCCAGAACUGGACUAGCACUUUUGAAUUUCCCAGAAUGCCAGUCCAGAUGUUGGCCCCGCCUCAUCAGGAGUUGACUGAGACUGAGGUUCCACACCCGGACACGGAUUCGGUUGGAGAGCUGCCUACAGGGCCAGAUCAGUUUGCUGUUCCACAGCAGGAUGUGAGUAAUGAGCAAACCCAACAUCAAAAGCUCCCAGAGGAAGUUCCAGUGCUAGAGUGGAAUCAGAAUCAGGCCUUGGUUCUGCCUUCUCGACACAAAAGUAAGAGUAAAAACAGAGCUCUAGAUCAGGCUGAAGGUCACCAAUCAUUUGAAAUACUUGUUCCACAUCUAGGUAGUAAGAGCUCAAAACCAGUGAAGUUUAUUGUUUCACCCCCAAACCUGAAGAAAGAUCUAGUUCAGCACCAACGGCUUGCCAAAGUUGUUGGAACUACAGGCCAAUUUGAAAAAACAACUCAGGGUCUAGAACAACAGUUGCAGGGUGAUUAUUUAGAUCCCAGUACGGAUGCCUUUUAUCCUGAGGAGAGGCUACCUACAGAUUUUCUGGGGAGCCCAGAUGAACCUCCAGAGCCCCCUGAGGAAGCUGAAAUUUCUCCAUCCCAGCAGGAGGCCGAAACUCGUCAUCCAGAGCGCACUGAGGAGGCUGAAUCUUUACCCCAGCAAGAGGCCCCUGCUCAGCAUCCACAGACCCCUGAGGAGGUUGAAUCUUUUUCACCCCAGGCAGAGGCCCAGGCUCAGCAUCCAGAGCCCACUGAAGAGGUAGAACCACCUCCACUUCAUCAGGAGGCUCCAUCUCAGCCUUCAGAGGCCCCUGAGGAACUAGAAACUUCAAGUCCUCAGGAGGCCCUAGCCCAGACUUUGGAGACACUUAAGGAGGUUGUAGUUCAACCGGUAGCACAUCAUGGGGUAAAUGAAGCUCAGCAGUCAAACUUGUACCAUGUCACUGUUAAACCUCUGGAUCUGGCACUUACCAUAACUCCACAGGUCACUAAAGAGGUUGAACCUUCUCCAGUCCAGCAGGAGACGCCAUCUCAGCCUCCAGAGAGCCCUGAGGAGGUUGCACCUCCGCCAGUCCAGCAGCGGGCCCCAUCUCAGCCUCCAGAGCUCCCUGAGGAGGUUGAACCUUCUCUACUCCAUCAAGAGGCCCCAACUGAGACUCCAGGGUUCCCUACUGAGUAUGUACUUCAAAUUCCAGUGAGUGAUGAGGUAGUAUCUCUACCUGGCGUUCAGCGUCACGCUCAUUCAAACUUGCCCAGUGUUACACUUCAACCUCUGGAUUUGGAACUUACCAUCACUCCAGAGCCCACUACGGAAGCUGAACUUCCUACAGCUCAAGAGGAGGCCCUGGCUCCACCUCUUGAGCACCCUGAGGAGAGAGAAUCUUCUCCAACCCAACAAGAGACCUUAGCUAAGCCUCCAGAGCCUCCUGGAGAGGUUGAGCCUUCACGUGAGCGGGAGCAACCAGCUCCGCCUCCAGAGCCUUCUUCAGGGGAGGUGGAACCUUCUCCAACUCAACAGGAACAGCCAGCUCAACCUCCAGAGCAUCUCGAAAUGACAGUUUCACCUCCAAGUCACCAUCAUGCUGAGCAUUCAAACUUAUCCAGUGUCGCUGUCAAACCUGCAGAUGUGGAGCUUACCAUAACAAAAGAACCCACGCCAGAGGUGGGACCUUCUCCAAAUCAGCAGAAGCCUUCAGCUCAGCCCUCAGUGCCCCUUACUAAUGCAGAAUUUUCUACAACCCAGCAUGAGGCCCCCACGCUGCGUUCACAGCCACCUGAGGAGGUUGAACCUUUGCCAGUUCAACAGGAGGCUUCAGCCCAAUCUCCAGAAGCCGGUCCACAUAACAAACCUUCAGUACAAGAGGAGACCCCAGCUCAGUAUCCAGAGCAUCCUGGAGAAGAAGUUACACCUGCCACAACCCAGCAGGAGACUCCAGAUCAGCAUCCACAGGCUCCUGAGGUUGUACCUUCUCCACCUCAGCAGGAAGCCAGAGCUCAGCAUCCACAGUCUCCUGGUGAGGUUGAAUCCUCUCCAACUCAGUCUCCAGAGCUCUCUAAUGUGACUGUAGUUUUCUCUCCGGAGCAUCAUGUGACAACAGUGUCUCCUCUAGGUCAGGAUCAAGCUCAGCUUCUGCAGCAGCCCGAUGUCACUGUUAAACCUGUGGGUCUUGCACUUAUCGUAACUCCAGCGUUCACUAAUGAGGUUGAAACUUCUCCACCCCAACAAGAAACCUCGGCUCAGUCUACAGUGUCCCCUGAGCAGUUGGAACCUUUGUCAGUCCAGCAAGAGGUUUCAGAUCAGCAUCCAACCCCCACUGAAAAUGUUGAAACUUUUCCAGUUCAGCAGGGAGCCCCAACUCAACCAACAUACCCCGAGGUGACAUUUCCAAAUCCAGAGCAAGUUCAGGCUCAGCAUCCAACCUUGACUGAGGUCACAAUUCAACCUUUGGACCUUGAACUGACCAUAAGGCCCGAACCCACUAAGGAGGAUGAACCUUCUCCAACCAUGCAGGAGACCUUAACCCAGCCUCCAGAACCACCUAAGGAGGUUUUUGUAGCUCAGCCUCCAGUAUAUCAGAACCCAAUAGUUCCAGCACCAGAUCAGGAUCACACUGAGCCUCCAACAUCACCCAGUGUCAGAGUUCAACCUUUAGACCAGGGGCUUACCACAACUCCAGAACCUACUACAGAGUCUGAACAUUCUACAGCCCUGCAGCAGACUACAGCUCCCCCUCCAAAACACCCUGAGGUGACACUUGCACAGCCAAACCUGACUCAAGUCACAGUUCCACCUGGGGACCUGGGAGUUAACAUAUCUCAGCAACCAAGGCCAUCUGAGACAGUUCCUUCGACUCAGUAUUCGGUACCCACUGGUCUUCCUGGUGUAAAAUAUACCCCAGAAAAGAAGCAGCCAGAACAGAAUGCCACCACAAACAUCAGCAUAUGUGAGCUCUGUACCUGCAAAAAUGAGACACUGUCGUGUGUUGGUCUCAGCCCAAAGCAGAAGCUCCACAGAGUGCCUGAGCCAGAGCCUAACGCCUACAACGGCACCUUCACCAUCAUAAAUUUCCAAGGAAACUCUAUUUCUUACAUUGAUGAAAGUAUAUGGAAGGCAUACCGCUGGACUGAGAAGCUAAUUCUCAGUGAAAAUUAUUUGACUGAAAUACAUAAGGACUCCUUUGAAGGCUUGCUAUCCCUCCGAUAUUUAGAUUUAUCCUGCAAUAAAAUACAGUCUAUCGAAAGACGUACAUUUGAACCACUACCUUUUUUGCAGUUUAUAAAUCUUAGUUGCAAUUUACUCACAGAACUGAGCUUUGGAACGUUUCAAGCCUGGCAUGGAAUGCAGUUUUUACACAAGUUAAUUCUCAAUCAUAAUCCUUUGACAACAGUUGAAGAUUCUUAUCUUUUUAAAUUGCCAGCAUUAAAAUAUUUAGACAUGGGAACAACACAAGUGUCACUUACAACAAUUGAAAGCAUCCUCAUGAUGACCCUUGAAUUGGAAAAACUGUAAGUUGAUUUUUCUUACAUUUGUUUUCACUCAAUUGUUUUUUUAGGUUUGUCGUAUUAUUUUCUUAAGUCAGGUUUAUUUAUGUAUAAUUUUCACUUAACAAAAUUCACUAUUUUUAAAUAUACAGUGUGAUGUGUUUUGACAAACGUAUAGUUCUGUAGCCACCACCACAAUUGAGGUAAAGAAAACUUCUGCACUCCCAAAAGACCCCUCAUGUCCCUUUGUAGUCAAUCCAUCCUCCUCCCGCUACCAGCCCCUGGCAACCACCAAUCUGAUUUUUGUCCGUAUAAUGUUGCCUUUUCCAGAAUAUCUUAUAAAUGAAAUCAUGUGGUAUGUAGCCUUUUGUUUUUGGCUUCUUUCACUUAGCCAGUCUCUUUGGAGAUUCAUCUGUUUUGUUGCACCUGUCAGUAGUUCAUUCCUUUUUAUUGCUGAGUAGUAUUC
Messenger RNA from Balaenoptera acutorostrata (minke whale), 4033 nucleotides. RefSeq names its product leucine-rich repeat-containing protein 37A3-like. The coding region runs from base 122 to 3595 and encodes 1157 amino acids. Gene Ontology annotation, molecular function: protein binding. The record is from RefSeq and is a predicted model, not a curated record. Lineage: Eukaryota; Metazoa; Chordata; Mammalia; Artiodactyla; Balaenopteridae. The transcript is spliced from 8 exons.